AUGCGCUCUUCCUCCUCUUUGUUGCGCGGCAUCGCCCGAAGCACUGCGCCUCGAACUGCACGCAUUUCCCAUGUCGAGCGCAUUCAAGCGCCUUCAAAGCGCCUCUUCCACACACCACGAACGUCAGCUGCCAUACGCCCUUCACCCAUACUAUCACGAGCGCGGAUACCUUGUACAGUCCGCUUUGAGUCAAACGCAGCCUCUCCCACGUCCACGAAUGCGCCAGACUCACGACUGGAACGCGAACAAGUCCCGUCAUACGAACUCACUUUCACAUGCAACGCCUGCAAGACGCGCUCAUCGCAUCGUCUGUCCAAGCAAGGAUACCACCAUGGGACAGUCUUGAUACAAUGUCCGGGUUGCAAGAACAGGCAUCUGAUUGCCGAUCAUCUCAAGGUAUUCUCAGACAAGUCCGUCACAAUUGAAGACCUCAUGCGGGAGAAAGGCAGCCUAGUCAAGAAAGGUUCUUUGAGUGCAGAAGGCGACGUUGAAUUCUGGGACGACGGAAGCACCACGCCUCGGUCCGCACAAUUCCACGCCGAAUCGAAACCCAAGGGUGAUAAUCGCCUCGCUGCGCAGCCUGAGCCACCGAAGUCCUCGAAAGACUGA
This is a messenger RNA of Alternaria atra, 609 nucleotides long. RefSeq lists its product as uncharacterized. NCBI's taxonomy places the organism in Eukaryota, Fungi, Ascomycota, Dothideomycetes, Pleosporales, Pleosporaceae. The record is from RefSeq and is a predicted model, not a curated record. Bases 1 to 609 code for a protein of 202 amino acids. The transcript has 2 exons. Gene Ontology annotation, biological process: protein folding; protein stabilization; protein import into mitochondrial matrix. Gene Ontology annotation, cellular component: mitochondrion. Gene Ontology annotation, molecular function: zinc ion binding; protein-folding chaperone binding.